AUGGCAAAUGUUGCGAACUCCAAGGCUUACCACGAGAUGAAGCCGGUGAACGAGUUGGCCUUGGAGCAAGGAGAGCCUUUGAAGGAAGUGAUCGUGGCAGAAGCGACACCCAGCUACUUUGAGAAGAUGUUGGGAGCAGGUGAGGAGCCACCACCACAGCUCUCCCUGUACUACAGCAGCUUCAGUUUCCUUGGGGCUUUCGUGGGAAUGAGCGCCAUCGGCUUGCUGCACACCUAUGUGAUGAUGCCAGAAGCCAACAUGGCACUCUUGGUGGGCUCCUUUGGUGCGAUGUCCGUGAUUCUUUUCAGCGGAUUCAAGACUCCAGUGGCACAGCCCAAGAAUGUGAUCAUUGGCAACACCAUUGGUGGACUCGUUGGUGUGGUAGUCUUCGAAUCCAUGGCUUUGCUAGGCCUUCAACAGAUGCUGUGGCUGGGCGCUGCACUUGCAGUCUCCCUCACGAUCGUGGCGCAAGAGAUCACUGGCACCGUCCAUCCCCCAGGGGGUGCCACUGCCUUGAUUUACGUGAUCACACCUCCCGUCCAGCAUUUGAGGUAUUGGUUUGUUCUUUGCCCCUCCUUUCUGGGUGCAGUCAUUAUGGUGGCCGUGGCCUGUGUGACCAACAACUUGUCUUCUGACCGGGUCUACCCUCAGUACUGGUGGCCUUCUGCAGAAGAAGCGGAGUCGGAGGAGAGCGAGCCGGAGACCCUGCUGGGCAGGUACUUUAAGAAGUUCCAAGGUGCAAAGGCGAAACCACUUCCUGCUGCUUUCCCUCCCCUUGCUCAAACCUGGUGCAGUUUCUUGGGCGCCUUUGUUGGUGUGGCCACACUGGGAUUGCUGCAUGCCUAUGUCAUCAUCCCCAUGAUGCAUGAGACUCUGCUGAUUGGAGCCUUUGGUGCCAUGUCGGUCAUCAUCUUCUCCGCUUGGAAAGUGCCCUUUGCUCAGCCGAAGAAUGCGAUCAUCGGCAACACCUUGGGCGGACUGGUGGGCGUCUGUGUCUACAACUUUCUGCAGGCCUUUGGUUUGGGACAACAUGUCUGGUUUGGUGCAGCGCUCGCUGUGGCUUUGACCAUCCUGGUCCAGGAGAUCACCAACACCGUGCAUCCCCCUGGCGGUGCGACGGCUCUUCUCUUCGAGAUCGUGCCAAUGCUUCACAAGUUCGAGUUCAUGUAUGUGCUGACACCAUCCUUCCUGGGCACCGUGAUUCUGGUGCUCAUCGGCUGCAUCACCAACAACCUGGUGGCCAAGCGUCACUAUCCCCAAUUUUGGUUCCCCUUUUAG
This is a messenger RNA of Durusdinium trenchii, 1278 nucleotides long. Lineage: Eukaryota; Dinophyceae; Suessiales; Symbiodiniaceae. The record is from the annotation of a GenBank genome assembly.